Serinus canaria (Common canary) is the source of this 1748-nucleotide messenger RNA. Its product is annotated as serine/arginine repetitive matrix protein 1-like. The transcript has 2 exons. Bases 1 to 627 code for a protein of 208 amino acids. NCBI's taxonomy places the organism in Eukaryota, Metazoa, Chordata, Aves, Passeriformes, Fringillidae. The record is from RefSeq and is a predicted model, not a curated record.
AUGCCACAGACAGCACGUCACAGAGCUGUAAGCACCCCCCUCUCCCUGAGCCCUGCGCGCCGCUGGAGGCAGAGCGAGCCCUCCCAAAGCCCCGCGGCCCGGCUCAGGUCAGAACCGUCACGCCGGGAAAUUGCGGCUCGACCCCGACCUUCAAGCCCCACCGCUACCAGUCGCUGCCUCCGCACCGCGCUGCCCCUCCCGGCCUCUCCGCCGGGCUCAGGUGCCGACCUUGAGCCGUACGAACGGACACCGCCCGACCGCCCUCACCGAGCCUCUCCCGCCGCCUACAACAUGGCUCCUCCCACCUCACGCCCUCCUCGUGGGCGCCGCCAUCUUGCUCGCUCACAUGACCCAGUGCCCUCAAAGACCGCCUGUGAUUGGGCCGUUGGCCGCCGGCCCAGCAUGGCUGCCGCCGAUUGGCCGCGGGCCGGCAGGCGGAGCCCGGCGCUGGUUGCCGGGGCGGCGGAUGGCGGCGGCGGCUCCUCGAUGGCGGCGGGGCUGAGCGCGGAUCCUGCACCGGCGGCCGGGACGCGGGGACUCCCCCUUCGGUGCGGGGAGGCCCAGUCCUCGGGAAAAAGGGGGAGAGAGAGAGAGGCUGAUACUGAAGCCAACCAGCUGCGCUUCUGAGUGGGAAACUCCGGACUGAUCUCAUGGCUUGCUUUUUAUUUCAUUAAUACUUCAUUGUCUCUGAAAAUGAACCUUUUGUGAAGCUCUUCUCCUAACUCUCCUUAUUCCUCUUUCACGAGGUGGCUGCUGUGCAAGGGAAGGAAUGGCAUGAAGUAAAUUACUCCAGUAUAAAGCAAUCUGCUUUGCCCAAGCGCCCAGUGGGCAGCACUGUCACUUUAAUAAUUCCAGGUCAAGGGAUUGCUUUCCUCGUUUUCAAUCCUCUCUUUUAAUACAUGGGAGGAUCAGAGGGACAUUAAAGUCCGUAAGGCUGGGUGGCUUGCAGAUAAUAAAAAUGAAAGUGUCUGCCCAGUGACUUCCGUUGGGUAAGAGGGUGAUACUUGAAGGCUCUUGUCUGGUGAGGAAAAAGGGAUCUUUUCAGUCUGCUGUGUAGUCACCUAAUACAUAGCUAGCAAAAUUAAUUCAAGAAGUGAAAGAGCUUAAAGAGGCGCUUUGGAUUGUUUUUGUCUUCCUCCUUAUUUGGAUUACGUGGGCGUUUUUGUCCUGCAAAUAAUAUGUUUUGGAGCAUGUACAGGUGGAGUAUUGAGACAGCUGCCUAGAGAUGGACUGUGCCUUAAUUGUAUUGCAUAAAAUCUUUUAAUUUUCAAACUUUGCUGCCAGAAGAGGAGUUAUAAUAAGAUUUUAUAUUGCCAAGGAACGUUUGCUCUUGUAUUUUUAUAGAGUCAAAUAUAUUUUAAAGAAAUUGAAAGCAUCUCUUUAAAAAGAAUCAAAAAGCUUUUCUUUCCCUCCCUUUUUUUUUUCUUAUUUGUGGAGAACGUCACAAUUCCAAUCCAAGGGAACAGCAAGUAUUCAUAGAAAUGAAGAUUGAAGCUGCAUUUCCUUACUGAACUGUAAAAGAGUUCUGCAAUAGAUAGUCAGUUCCUGACCUUGCAGAGUGUUCCAGUAGUACUUCGUUAGUACCUGUAAAUAAGUGCUUGCAACCAGAUUCAGAAGUAGGAAGAAGAAUGCCAGUCAAGAAGAAAGGUGGGCUAUGAAGCUUCAUAUCUCAUGUUGUGUCUUCAUUGUGUUAGAUUGCUGAUUUCUAGUACUUUACCAUUUCAAAUUAAACAUGCUUUAAUCAGGAA